CUAUUGCGAUCACAAACGUAAUUUUUUCAAGUUUUAAAUAAAAAUUUGUGUUAUUUACAAGUUAUAACUAAAGAAACUAUGUAAAAUUUAUCAAAUUUGACAAUAAUUCAAGGACUAAUUUAUGUCAUGCCAUAAAAUUCUUUAAAUCACAAAAAUUAUCAUCAGAAAGGAACUAUAACUUUUUAUAACCUACGAAAAUAUUAAAAAUUGAAAGCAAUAAUGUUAUGAUGAUUUGAUGCUACUAUACAUGCGUAAAUAAUUAUUUAUCACUGUCAGCAAAGAUCAAAAGGUUAAGAAUGGCAAUGAGAAGUUUAUUUACACAAGUUACGAGUAAAUCGAUUUAAAAAUUUCACUAUUGGGAUAAUUGGCCAAAUUAUUAUUAAAAAUCAUGUCUCUGUUAAUGAGACAACAUUUUUUUAUUUACAGAAUACCUUUGCGCUUAAGUUCAACAGAAUCCAAAAAAAUUGGCCAAGAUGCAGCGAAACGACGAUCAUCGAUUGACGACAAUGAAAUAGAACAUCAUGGAAAAUUAUCAGAGUUAUGGUGGAACACAAUGGGACCAAUGCGUGCUUUGCAUGCUUACAACCCUAUCCGUGUUCAAUUUAUCCGAGAUGGGCUGAAAAAUACUGGAUUGAAAGAAAAGCAUCCUCGCUACUCACUAGAAGGAGUACAAAUUCUGGAUGUUGGGUGUGGUGCCGGAAUUCUCUCCGAAGCCUUGGCAAGAAUCGGUGCUAAUGUUACAGGAAUUGAUGGCUCGGAGCAGUUGAUUGAAACCGCUAAAAAACACGCGUCUUUAGAUUCAAAUUUGUCCAAAAAUUUAAAUUACUCGAUCACUUCCGUUGAAGAUCAUGUUGCGGAUAACAAAUCAGAAAUUUAUGAUGCAGUUGUUGCUUCAGAAGUUAUCGAGCAUGUUUCUAAUAAAGAUAUUUUUGUAAAAUACUGCGCCAAAGCAUUGAAACCAGGAGGUUCUAUUUUUAUCACAACAUUGAAUAAAACUAUUCCGUCGUUUCUAGGCGGGAUUGUUUGUGCUGAAUAUAUUUUACGUGCAAUUCCUAUUGGAACUCAUGAGUGGAGUAAAUUUAUUUCACCUGAAGAUACUCAACGCCUAUUAGAUCAACAUGGAUGCUCUACACAAUUAGUUCAUGGAGUAUUUUUCAAUCCUCUAACAAAUACAUGGAGUUGGACAUCUUCGAAAAAUAUUUUCUACGCUUUACAUGCCGUUAAAUCAGAGACUUAAUUAUUGAUUAUUGAAAAAUUGUUAUUUCAGUUUUUUUAUAUUAAAUUUAAUAAAGAAAACGUUUAAUU
Cotesia glomerata is the source of this 1305-nucleotide messenger RNA. RefSeq names its product ubiquinone biosynthesis O-methyltransferase, mitochondrial (gene Coq3). Gene Ontology annotation, biological process: ubiquinone biosynthetic process. The coding region runs from base 389 to 1237 and encodes 282 amino acids. The record is from RefSeq and is a predicted model, not a curated record. The transcript has 5 exons. NCBI's taxonomy places the organism in Eukaryota, Metazoa, Arthropoda, Insecta, Hymenoptera, Braconidae. Gene Ontology annotation, molecular function: 2-methoxy-6-polyprenyl-1,4-benzoquinol methyltransferase activity.